AUGGAGGAAGGUGAGAAAUCGCCUGAGGGGCCUCAAAGCAGUUUCAAAAGAUUGGCCGCCAUAUCUGCCUGGAACAGCGUUCUCUUACACGUCAAUGAUACCCUUUUGCCCGGCUUCGCUCGCCAUCACAUUGGCCGCCUGGCAAAAAGCGUCGCUUCGGGUCUUCGAGUCGAAGUUCAGACGGCAUGGGGAUCUCACAUCCCUUCCACAGUCAUCCUACGACUUCAAAUCAGAAAUGGGGACGAUGUAGGCGAUUUCGCAGUCAUCACCCUGCCAAUGGGUCAAACCAAGCUGCCCUUGAACGUCGAUUACUUCAAUGCAGCUGAUGAGUCCUUGAUGAAAGAUAUGUUUCCCGAUCCAAAAACGGACCCUUUUGGUGCGGCUCACUCACGAUUUCGCGAUCAAGACUUGCAAUAUUUUGAGAAUAUCGACCGUACAGCAGGGAUAUCUUCCUACAUCAAAUACACCACUGCAACAAUUGCACGAGUCACUGCCGUGGUAGAAGCCCAUGAACUCACCAUCAUGUAUCCAUCGAACUUUUGGAAUCGCAUUCAACGUCUACCAGCUUCAUUGCAAAAAAUCGCCAAGAACAUCAAGUCGCUAUUUGACUCGAUGAAUCCGGAAGAACAAAUCACGUUGCACAUAACACUCCCAGCCAUCCCAAAAUGGGAACAAGAUUGGCAUGUCCUCUUCACUGAUGAACGCAAAAUUAACCCCGGGAUUCUCGACAUCCCAUCUCUCUGCAAUGGUCUGAUCGAAGAUUUGGAUUACUCCAAAAUACUUGCUGGUCGCGAAGAAUAUGGCAUUUUUGGCACGCACUCUCCCACAGCCUAUGUAAUGGCCGUCAGUAUGAAAAACGUCAGAGACUUCUUGCCCAACGUCGGAACCAAAGUCAAGGUGUACCUCAGAGAUAUCGCUCAAAGUGGCUAUACACUGCCAAAGCCGCUCUUCACUAACCUCCAAGUCGUACAUCUUGCCAGUAGGCUCAGGUCGGAUAUUCUUCAUGCAGAGUACAAGGCAAGCAACAAAGUUGAUCGUGAAUUUAGAGGCAGUUUCCGGGAAAGAAAUCAUCUAAUAUCGGAGCUUUUUUUCCAGCAGGCCACCGUGGACUUGGCGCCGUACCUCCACAUGCCGGCCAAGGAUGAUGCGCAGCAUGAAGAAGCCCGGAAAGCAGCUGAAUACCUCAAGAGUAUUGGCGAGGAAGAUGAUAUGGCGCAUUAUAUCCGCGUUUACAAUUGGGUUCGCUCGGCCUUGUGCGUUGCACCCAAGACUAGGUACCACGAGCCCUACUCGGGCUAUCGCUUGGAUCUUCCGCCUGGUGUUUCUGCGGAUGUCGCUCUCUUCUACGUCGAGGUACCUAGACAGCGAGACUGGCCUCACACAUUGAAGAAUCCCCCCAUGACGGUUGACAUUCCAAACAUGUCUCCCCCAACUGAUCUCCAACAGUUCCUAGUCAAUGCAUUCGCGAAUCAAGACGACAUCAUUCGCGCCGAAAUUCGCUACUCUCUCGAUACAGCGUUGUACGAAGAGCCCCCAGCAUCGUCUCUCAAAAACAAUCUCACCCCCAACCCUGUGGCUGAUGACUGGUGGAAGUCUAUGGUGCAAUCCUCUGGUUUGCCAGAGUCUGACCAAACCAAUCAGUCCCGGAUGCUGGAUGGCCCGCGAAACGGAUUGGAUAACUGA
This is a messenger RNA of Trichoderma virens Gv29-8, 1683 nucleotides long. RefSeq lists its product as uncharacterized. The coding region runs from base 1 to 1683 and encodes 560 amino acids. The record is from RefSeq and is a predicted model, not a curated record. NCBI's taxonomy places the organism in Eukaryota, Fungi, Ascomycota, Sordariomycetes, Hypocreales, Hypocreaceae. The transcript has 2 exons.